This is a messenger RNA of Gryllus bimaculatus (two-spotted cricket), 2108 nucleotides long. Lineage: Eukaryota; Metazoa; Arthropoda; Insecta; Orthoptera; Gryllidae. The record is from the annotation of a GenBank genome assembly.
GCGGUCGGGGCGGGGGCGGGGCGGGCGCGGCGCUGCGCCCGCGUGGGCCGCGUGGGGCGCAGAGUGGCCGGAGUUGACGUCGCACCCGCACCCGCGCAUGGGCAGACUUGAAAAAGUCGGGGCCGCGGGGCUGGCCCGCGGGCCACCCCCUGCCUCUGCUCGCGUGGGGCGCGCCGCCGGCCCGCACCCGCACCCGCCUCCGCUGCGCGCGGCCUCCGUGAGGCGUUACGAGAGCUGGCGUCGGCGGCCGAGCUUGGCCGGAGCAGCAGCUGCCCUGCGCGGCACCACUACAACAGCGUUGGGCAACCUCCUCAGAACACUUCACAGUGAGAAACUCAUAAACACAGCAUUUAGGCCUACUAUGGCUUCGUUGUAUCCCUAUACAUUGGUACUCUCCGGCGAGGGAGAUGAUCCCUCUCCCCUCCGUCAGUUAAUACCUGCCUUUCGUGAUGCCUAUGAAUUGCUAUGUGCUUCACGGCUUAGAUAUAGACACGCCUUGCAGGACCGGAUAUUCUAUCAAGAGUUUCGUGCCAGUGGCCAGCCCAACUUGGCCCUCUUUUACCGCAGCUACAUUCCUCCAAUCACCCCUGAGCAUUACACUUGCGUUGGACUCGCGUUAGAACUUCUGUGCAGGCUCGCCAACCUUGAGCCUCGCUUCCCAGGCAUCUCAUCUUGCCUUUAUCUUGUAUCCUCUGAAGAAUCCAUUGAAGAACUGGAAGAAUAUGUAAAUCGUGAACCAAAUCCCAGAACAACUGAGAAGGAACAUGUCAUGGUGGCCAUGCAUCUCAACAUUGCUGGCAGAUCUGGUGUAAUGCUUCUCGAUCCAGGGUAUCAUGUAGCACGGGUUAUUACUGUCAUGGCUGAUGGUCUCUAUCCUCACACAGGUUGGUUUGUGCAGUCAGAUGAACCUCAUUGCCGAAAAGAAUACAACUAUACGCUGACCGCUGAUGGAAAAUACGUUGUUUGGUGUAAUCGUGAAACUCGAAAUAACUUGGAAGAGAAUUCCUUGGCGUUGAUAUACGUUGCAAGGCCUUUCCUGAGUCCUAUAGAAGUCACAGAGCGCAGAAAUCUUGUUUACAACUUCAGGAGCCUCUUAGCCCGUGACACAAAAGGACAUUUGAUAGCUGGCUUUUACUUAAAAGUUGAAUGUUCAAAUCAACCGGCUGUCACAAUUUUCCAUCAAAACGGAAAUUCAACAAAAAGGAAAAAAGUUACAUUUGAAGACUUAUUAAAACCUGAAGCAACGGAAGAGGUUCAGAGCAUCAUUCACAUCUGCAAUCAACAGUUAGGAAUGCCAGAAGGGCAUCUUCAGAUCAUCCUUGCCAACCUCGCCAUUAUACUGGCAGACUCUGAUUUCAUCUCUCAACUUUUGGGCAUCAAUCGAGACAUCUACGAAAUGUCUUGCAACAACUAGGCUCUGCGUCUCCGGUGCCUGGCAUCGCCAGGCAGCCGGGGACAUUCUCGAUCAUCCCUGCCCGCGGGCCUCGUCUGGAAAUUCAUCUUAUUUUACAGUCUAGCCUCUAUAAUACUUUUCUUAACUUUUUGUUUCUGGACUUGAUUGAAAUGCUUUUAGUUCCGACUUUUAAUGUAGGAAACAUCAUUUCUUAUACAUUAUUGCAUUCAUUAUGAAUCUUCAUUGUGUUAUGAAUGGUUCUAGGCAAUCAACUGCAAGAAUUGUGCAAACCAAGUCUAUAUGUAUGAAAGAUAAAAUAUAAUACAUGAAUGAGAGAGAAAAUCGCAUCCCAGUUGAUUGAAAGGUUCCAUUCCAAUUAUUUGAUUUAUGUAGUUGCAUAUUUUGUACAUACUUGUAUUAGAAGUGCGUUACAAACAUUUACAUUUUGUUUAUAUAUCAUAUUACUAUUAUGUUUGGAGAUGGUAUGGUAAUGAAUUCCAUUUAACUAAACAUUAGUUUUCAUUUAGUAAACAAUUAUUCUUAAAAUUCACUAGACUUUACAUCCAUUUUUAUUUUAUAAUAAUCUCCUGGAUUUACUCUGCAUGAUAUACAUAUAUGUUAAACAACAUUUUGUCAUUUUUCAUAAUACUUGUUUAUGCUUCCGUAAAGAUCUGUAUUUAAAAGUUAGGUUACAAAAAUAUAUGAGUUUCAAGAA